AGCAAUAACCUUUGAUUUCCUGAAUUUUGCAUUUGCACAAUAUUGGGAGAAUAUUAACUGCUGUGAUUGAUGCGGGAACAUUAAUAGUAUAUGCAGUUUGUUAAUAGUAGCAAUGACCGAUCCGCUUGCAUUUUGGCAGGCUCGUGAUAGCACAUCGGCCGUUCUCAACCAUCUGACCAAGGAAACGGGGGGGCGUGAGGACAAGGGAAGCUGGUCGGGUAGUGGGGGUGGCCGUAUGGAGCCGUCUACCCCUGGCUACCAAACAUGCUAG
Messenger RNA from Pyricularia oryzae 70-15, 271 nucleotides. RefSeq lists its product as uncharacterized. The transcript is spliced from 3 exons. Bases 113 to 271 code for a protein of 52 amino acids. Lineage: Eukaryota; Fungi; Ascomycota; Sordariomycetes; Magnaporthales; Pyriculariaceae. The record is from RefSeq and is a predicted model, not a curated record.